This is a messenger RNA of Miscanthus lutarioriparius, 1461 nucleotides long. The record is from the annotation of a GenBank genome assembly. Lineage: Eukaryota; Viridiplantae; Streptophyta; Magnoliopsida; Poales; Poaceae.
AUGGUUGUGGUUGUGAGGUUUGUCAAUGAUAAAGGAAAUGUCAUUGAGAGGUUUCUUGGCAUUGAACAUGUUUCUGACACCACAUCACAUUCACUAAAGGAAGCAUUGGAUACUAUGCUUAGGAGGUAUGGUCUAUCUAUUUCCAAGAUUAGAGGACAAGGAUAUGAUGGAGCUUCAAACAUGAAAGGACAGUUUCAUGGAUUACAAAGGCUGGUGUUAGAGAAUGUUAGUGAAGAUGGAACUGAUGGGGAAAAGAAAACUAUUGCAUCUGGAUUAAUAACAAAAAUAGAGUCAUUUGAAUUUAUGUUCAUAUUACAUCUUAUGAUUAGAGUAUUGGGGUUGACUCAAGAAAUAUCACAAUGUUUGCAAAGGAAAAAUCAGAACAUUGUUCGUGCAAUAGGAUUGAUUGGUUCUGUGAUGAGAAAUAUGAAUGCCAUGAGGGAAAAUGGUUGGGAUGAACUUUUUGAAGAGGUCAAAAGCUUUUGUGUCCAAAAGAAGAUAGACAUUCCUAAUAUGGAAGAUAUGAUACCAGUUAGAGGUCGUUCCAAAUUCCGUGGUGCCAAAUUAGUGACACACUACCAUCAUUUUCAUCAUGGAAUUUUCAUUGUUGUGAUUGAUCAGAUUCUUUGUGAGUUAAACAAUCGGUUUCCAGAAAGAUCAACUCAACUCUUGAGAUGUGUUGCUUGUCUUGAUCCGAAUGGUUCUUUUGCUAACUUUGAGAUAGAGCAAUUAGUUGAGCUUGCUAAGAUCUAUAAAGAUGACUUCAGUGAUUAUGAUUGUGAAAAGCUAAGGGGUGACCUCCUGGUAUUUAUUGAUGAUGUCAAACAUGAUAGAGAUUUUGGCACAUGUACUGAUCUUGGUAACCUUGCUGAGAAGAUGGUUCAAAGCGAUAGACAUACACAUUUUUCUUUGGUGUAUCGUCUCAUUGAACUUGCAUUGAUUUUGCCAGUGGCAACAGCAACAGUUGAAAGAGCAUUCUCCGCUAUGAAUAUUAUCAAGACCGAACGGAGGAAUAAAAUGAAUGAUGAAUGGAUGAAUAAUAGCAUGAUAUGCUAUAUUGAGCGGGAUUUGUUUGCAUCAGUUGAAGAUGAUAAAAUUUUGAAGCGCUUUCAAGGUUUCAAAAACCGAAAGAUAAAUUUGCCACGUGAGCGCCCGAGCGCCCACCUAGAGAGUCGGCUUGAACAGAAAAGACCGAGGAUUGAACUUGAUUUGAGAGAUAUAGUUGAUGAUCCAGGUAAUAGAAAGCCAAUUGAUGAGUUUCAUCAUGGCAUUAGGGAUGAGGCUAGGAGAGCGUAUCUACAGAAAGGUCCAUAUAGGCCAACUGGUCAUAAGUUUCCAAAAACAAAAGUCAAUGGACGGCGGCGAAGCAGGGAGAGGGAGUGCGUUGGUGUCCCGCUCCUGCUGCCGAAGCUGAACGCCGGCUGGAGGUGGGAGUGGGCAGACACUGGCACUGCCAUGUGA